AUUAGAGCUCACCCCUCUGCAAUGGAAGUAAACCCACAAACCCGUCAGACCUCGGUGACUGGACUGUGCCAAGCCCUGACCGCCUCAUGGACGAGCAAAAGUAAAGAGUGAGAGUGAAAAUCAUAGCAUUAAACGAUACGAUCAUUGUAAAGAGUAGAACAAGCCAAGUCCAGAAAGGCGGCAUCCAUCAUGACUAAAGAGGAGGAGAUUGCCCUGCCUGACUGGGUUGGAGCAAGAGAGUUUUAUGAUAAAUAUGACCCCAAGGAGAUAUUGGGAAGAGGAGUGAGCAGCGUGGUCCGUCGAUGUGUGGACAAACGGACUUCUCAGGAGUAUGCUGUAAAGAUCAUUGACAUCACUCCUUCAGACAAGAUGACUCCACAAGAGAUUGAGGAGAUCAGAGAGGCCACAGUCAAAGAGAUUGACAUUCUUAGAAAAGUCAGCGGGCAGAAGAACAUCAUUCAACUCCAAGACUGCUAUGAGUCAAAGGCCUUUUACUUCCUUGUUUUUGACCUAAUGAAGAGAGGUGAACUGUUUGACUACCUCACAGAGAAAGUAACCCUUAGUGAAAAAGAAACCAGGAAGAUAAUGCGAGCUUUACUUGAAGUUGUCCAGUUUCUGCAUUCCCAGAACAUAGUCCACCGUGACCUGAAGCCUGAAAAUAUCCUUCUAGAUGACAACAUGAACAUCAAACUCACAGACUUUGGAUUUGCUGUACAAAUUCAGCCGGGGCAGACACUUAAAGAGGUAUGUGGAACUCCGGUUUACCUCGCUCCUGAAAUUAUUGAAUGUUCCAUGGAUACAGCACACAGCGGAUAUGGUUCUGCCGUAGAUCUGUGGAGUUCAGGGGUCAUCAUGUACACCCUGCUUGCAGGGUCUCCACCUUUCUGGCACAGGAAACAGAUGCUGAUGUUGCGUAUGAUCUUAGCUGGAAAAUAUGACUUUUCAUCUCCAGAAUGGGAUGAUCGCUCGGACACUGUCAAGGAUUUGAUUUCCCGAAUGUUGGUUGUGAACCCAAAGCAUCGUUACACUGUAACUGAAGCUCUCAGUCACCCAUUCUUUUCACAGUAUGUGGUGGAUGAAGUAAGACAGUUCAGCCCAUAUAGGAGGUUUAAGGUCAUUUGCAUGACAGUGCUUGCAACUAUGAGAAUCUACUGCAAUUAUCGGCGAGCUAAGCCUGUUACCAAGGAGGUAAUCAAAAGUGAUCCUUAUGCAGUCAAGCCCAUCCGCAAGCUGAUAGAUGCCUGUGCAUUCAAGAUCUAUGGCCACUGGGUCAAAAAGGGACAAACACAGAACAGAGCAGCUCUUUUUGAGAACACUCCUAAAGCAAUCCUGUUGUCACUUAUAGCAGAGGGCGAUGAGCCUGCUCAAAACAUGUGGUAAAAUGUAUAUAUUUAAUGCACUUGUUUCUCAGGGGACAUCACCUGGAAGUAAUCCAUACUAGGUGAUGCUUCAAUACCUCUCCAUAUAAAAACCUUGAGAUUAUACUCUUGCCUAAAUUAAUUACAGAUCAGUUCCAAUCUGGUGCAUAAGAGAUCUCCACCUGUCCUUCUUUUUCAUAGUGCCCAAACUUCCAGCAACUUUAAGUUCUGAAAGUAUGAGGAAAAGUUACUAUGAUGGAAAUGUGAAGCAAUGGGCUCAACGUUUUAUGCAGAAGUAACGAAAGCUUUUUAAGAUCAUGUUUUAAACUAGAAAAUAUUAACGUUUACUUUAUGCUUACUAGAAUGUACUUAACUAUUGUGUAUAUCUUGUAACCACUUGUCACUUAAACACCCAUUAUACAAAACAAAUAAAACAU
Boleophthalmus pectinirostris (great blue-spotted mudskipper) is the source of this 1795-nucleotide messenger RNA. RefSeq names its product phosphorylase kinase, gamma 1a (muscle) (gene phkg1a). Gene Ontology annotation, biological process: glycogen biosynthetic process; protein phosphorylation. Bases 190 to 1380 code for a protein of 396 amino acids. Gene Ontology annotation, molecular function: calmodulin binding; phosphorylase kinase activity; ATP binding. Lineage: Eukaryota; Metazoa; Chordata; Actinopteri; Gobiiformes; Gobiidae. Gene Ontology annotation, cellular component: phosphorylase kinase complex. The transcript has 10 exons. The record is from RefSeq and is a predicted model, not a curated record.